Echinops telfairi (small Madagascar hedgehog) is the source of this 1328-nucleotide messenger RNA. RefSeq names its product transcription elongation factor A like 4 (gene TCEAL4). The record is from RefSeq and is a predicted model, not a curated record. The transcript has 3 exons. Bases 192 to 1064 code for a protein of 290 amino acids. NCBI's taxonomy places the organism in Eukaryota, Metazoa, Chordata, Mammalia, Afrosoricida, Tenrecidae.
CACCCGCUGCCCGCGCCCGCCGGUCCUUCCAGCGGUCCGGCCCGGAGCCUUGUGUUCAGGCCCCUGGGCUCUUUACUGUCGCCGCAGGUUCCUUCAGGUCUGUGCGUCUAUUACCCCAAGCACUCCGAGGCUAGAGACAGAGGAGAAGCCUGUCCCGAAGCCCUGCAGGACAGGAAAAGGAGACUCUCAACAUGGAAAAACUCAACACUGACAAUGAAGGAAAGCUGGAAAACCAAGAAAAGGUGGAAAACGAAGAACUGCCACCGACUGAGGAAAAGCCAGAAGCCACUGGCUCUCCGGAAAACAAGGAAAAAUUAGGAACAGAAGACAAGGAAACCUUAGGAACAGAGGACAAGGAAAAGUUUGGAAUAGAAAACAAGGAUAAGUUAGGAACAGAGGACAAGGAAAAGUUAGGAAUAGAAGGCAAGGAAAGGUUAGGAACAGAAGACAGAGGAAAGUUAGGAAUGGGAGAGAAGGAAAAGUUAGGAACAGAAGACAAGAGAAAGUUAGGAAUGCAAGGCAAAGGAAAAAUAGGAACAGAAGAUAAAGGAAAGUUAGGGAUGGAAGGCAAGGAAAAAUCAGGAACAGAAGAUAAAGGAAAGUUAGGAAUGGAAGGCAAGGAAAAAUCAGCAACAGAAGACAAGAAAAAGUUAGGAAAUGAGGGAAAGGCAGAAGAGGAAAUGCCAAAGGAUACAGGAAAGGCUGAGGGUGAGGGGAAGCCCAAAGAAAAGCCAGCAGGUGAAACCAAGGCUUCAGCCAAGCGCCCAGCUCAGGAUGAUGUCCCCAGAAAAGCAAAAAGAAAAACUAAUAAAGGGCUGGCUGAGUACCUCAAGGAGUAUAAGGAAGCCAUUCAUGAUAUGCAUUUGAGCAAUGAGGAGAUGAUAAGAGAGUUUGAUGAGAUGGCAAGGGUGGAGGAUGAGGUGAAAAAAUCCAAGCAGAAAUUGGGGGGCUUUAUGUGGAUGCAAAGAAGCUUGCAGAAUCCCUUUCACCCCAGAGGUCCGAGGGAACUUAGGGGUGGCUGCAGGGCCCAACAGAGAGGCUUUGAAGACAUUCCUUAUGUGUAGUGCCUUUGAGCUUCCCUUAAUGUUGUGACGGAUUAGAACACGAUCGACCCUGCGCUCUCCUUUCUUGCAUUUCCCUGGCAGACAUUUGCCAGGCUCUGUGCUUUAACCUUAUGCUGACACUUGGCUUUAGGCAUCCCUCUAGGUACCAAUAGCCUUUGACCCAACUACAGUGCUCUGUUUCAGUAGGGGACUUUCACCCAUUGCAUGAAAUUAAAAAAAAUGUUUAUGGUGCAUUCUACAAUUAAAACAGUUUGCAGAACCAUA